AUGCCCGGCAAAGCGUGGAGCAAAGAGGAAGAGCGCGUCUUCUGGCGCUCCAUCGUCCCUAUUUCGGCGAAAGGGAUUGGCGGUGGCUCGGCCAGAUCUUGGGAAGAUUUGGCCGUCAUCAUGCAGCGGGAGAUGGGCCCCAAUGCCAAGCGUCAAUACACUCACCUCAGUCUUGUGGAGCAUUAUUUCCAGAAUCACGACAAGGAGCAUUUCUCGCCCUUUGCGGCUCCGUACGUACGCGAGAUGAAGGCUGCCAUGGCCGCGCUGAAGAAAAGUCAGUUGCAGGGUGAGGCGUCUGUUCCUUCUCAGGAUGCCCAGGCUCAGGACAGCUUCGACAAGCAUUCCGGCGAGACCACUGAUGAAGAGAACGAAACCAGCUUCUCUGAGGGAACCGACCACAACGACGGAGACUACGUUGAUGAUGGAUGUGACGACGACGGCGAGGGAGACGAUGAUGAUGUUGUCGAUGUUGACAACGAUCUUCGCGCCUUUGCUCGGGACCAGCAGAUUGAGACUGCCGCUCGCGCUGUUAAGCGUGCUGCGGGUCGACGACCUACUUUCUCGGCCCCCGCGACUGACAUGAGCCCCGGCUUGGUGCCCCAGCGCAACAUGUCGAAGGAGCGCUCGACGCUGCCCCCUCGCCCCCCCAAGACUGUCGCGCGGAACCGCGACUUCCGUGCUCACCCGUACGACAGUCCCAGACUUUCUCAGCGUGGCCGGCAGCCGCCCCAGGAACGCGCUCGAAUGGCGACCUCUCUCGAGACCCAUGGCUACUAUGACCAGGGCCCCAGAACCCAGGCGUACUACGGAGAGCAGCCCAUCCGCCAGCCUUUCUACGAUCAGGGUCCCAGAAUGCAGGAUCACUACGGACAGGAGUCUGGUAGCCACGGCUACUACGAUCAGGGCCCCAGAGCUCAAGCUUACGAUCAGAACUCUGGCAACCAGGGCCAGUACAACCAGGCGCGCGACUACUACGGCCAGACCACCAACCCCCAGGGAUUCGACAAUGACCCCAACUCCGAGACCUACUGGGAUCAGAGCGCCAGGAACCGUGACUACUACGAGCGGGAGUACGCCGCCCAAAGUCAGCAGUACAUCAACCAGUGUCAUGGUCGAAGUGACGACAACCAGGGCCACCAGGGCCAGACUUCUAGCAGCCGUGGUUACGAUCAGAGCCGCAGCGUCGAGGGCCCUUCUCAGAACCACGAGAACCGUGGAUACGACCAGAACCAGGGCACUCAGGGCUACCACGACCAGAACCGCAGCAUCGAGGUCUACCAAAACCAUGAGAACCGUGGAUACGGCCAGAACCAAGCCACUCAGGGCUAUCGCGACCAGAACCGUAACUUCCACAACCACGAGAACCGCGGCUACGAGCAGAACCACUCCACCCCGGGCUACUACAACCAGAACCGUAGCGUUCAAAGCUCCGACCAGUACCGUGGCUACGAUCAGAACCACGCCAACCAGAGCUACGAUCAGAGCCGCAACCAGCAGGCCCCCGGUGACCAGGUUUACCACGCGAACGCUGCGUACAACGCUGGUCAGCACCAGAGUGCUCCCUCUACGAGCUACGGCCACCAGCCUGCCAUGGGAUCUCACCAGUACGGCCAGGAUCCUCAGUACCCCCAGUCGCAGCAGUCGAGCAUGGGCUACUCUGGCUACCCUGUUGGAAAUCGACCCACCUCGGCGCGCGUUGAGCCUCAUGUUAUGCCUCGCUACUCAGAUCAUCAGGUCUCGAUGUCCUCUGGCCGCAGCUCGCCCCGCGCAGCACAGUGCCGCGCCGUCUCCGGCUACGUUGGCUAUCCCUCGACCAUUCCGGACUACAUCCAGCGCCCCUCGACUGCCAGCUCUGGUCACCAGCAGCUCUCUCGCCGUCCUUCUGCUCAUCAGCAGGUCAGCGAGGAUCAUCAUCGCCAAGGAGCUCAAAGCAACAAUCGCGAGGAGCCUCAGAAUGAGCAGUUGCAGCAAAGCUCUUCCUCUGCUCCUGUUCGUCAGCCUGCCAACGAGCACCACAGUCAGGGAGGCUACCAGGAGAAGGAAACGUUUCAAGCUCCAUCUUUCUCUUCGACCACUCGUCAGCAUGCCACCGAGGACUACAGCCACCAGGGAGCCUACAUGGACCGUCACGAGGAGCCCCAGAACGAGCAGAUCCAGCGUCCCUCUGCUUCUUCUGCCUCUCUCCCUCAGAAUCCUGCCGAGUACGCGCCCCAGAGCGGCUACAUGCAUGACCGUGGACAGAUCGAGGACGAGCGAUUCCCUCGUCCCUACGUCUCUCCCUACCCUCCUCGCCAGCACCUCUCCGAGCACAGCAACGAUCAGGGCGGCGGCCCGAAGAGUGCCCGUGUGCCUCAGUACGAGCCAGAGAUGUUCCAGGCCUUUGAGGCUGCCUCCUCUCAGCGCAAGGAGUGA
Colletotrichum scovillei is the source of this 2412-nucleotide messenger RNA. RefSeq lists its product as uncharacterized. Bases 1 to 2412 code for a protein of 803 amino acids. The record is from RefSeq and is a predicted model, not a curated record. NCBI's taxonomy places the organism in Eukaryota, Fungi, Ascomycota, Sordariomycetes, Glomerellales, Glomerellaceae. The transcript has 3 exons.